This is a messenger RNA of Copidosoma floridanum, 4773 nucleotides long. RefSeq names its product Purine-rich binding protein-alpha (gene Pur-alpha). Gene Ontology annotation, molecular function: RNA polymerase II transcription regulatory region sequence-specific DNA binding; purine-rich negative regulatory element binding; DNA-binding transcription factor activity, RNA polymerase II-specific. Gene Ontology annotation, cellular component: nucleus. Gene Ontology annotation, biological process: regulation of transcription by RNA polymerase II. The record is from RefSeq and is a predicted model, not a curated record. NCBI's taxonomy places the organism in Eukaryota, Metazoa, Arthropoda, Insecta, Hymenoptera, Encyrtidae.
GCUGUGAUCAGUGCUCGCGGAUGAAGCAGCAUCAGCGCGAGCAGAAGGAGCUGGGACGACGACGACGGGUCGACAGCUGCAGGUAUAUAUAGAGUUGGGAGAGUGCGCGCGCGCGGGGCCUCCCCGACAGCAGAAUAAGCUGGUAUAAGCCCUCACCUCUGUGUGUUGUCAUCGCUGGGACUGCCGCGCCCGGUCGUCUGCACCAACGGCAAUAAAGCUCCGAGCUCCGAGAGAACGCGCGUGUCGCGUGUGACUUGUGUGUGGGUGUGCAAGUGUUCCUGUCUGCAAGCUGUCCUCGCCGUUAUAUACAUAUAUAUAGUACUAUUGUAUAAAAUAUUACACAUAUAUAAAUAUCAGCGUGUGUUGAGUGUGCGUGUCAGUGUCUCCGGUGUCUCGUGUGUUUUCCGUGACCUCGCGAGUGAGGCCUGCCCGGAGCGGCCCGAGCGUGCGGUGAAAAGUAGCCCAUAGCCGAGUCACAGCAGCGUCACUAGAGAGGCCAAAGUGCUGUGACAACAGCACACCGCACAGCCCAACGACAGCAGCCGACAUGUCCGACCGCGAGAGCCUGGACGACCAGUCCCAGAAGUACGGAAACUCGGUAGGCAUGGACGCUGGUGGGGCCGACUGUGAUGCUGGCCAGCAAGGACAGCAGGCAGAACAGGAGUUAGCGACAAAAAUGCUGCAAAUCCAGAGUAAACGGUUCUACCUCGAUGUCAAGCAGAACAAGCGUGGGAGGUUCAUCAAAGUCGCCGAGAUUGGAGCCGAUGGGAGAAGAAGUCAAAUCUUCCUAGCACUGAGCACCGCGUCAGAAUUCCGGGAUCAUCUUUCAACGUUCAGUGACUACUACGCGUCCUUAGGUCCUCCAAACCCGGAAAACGUGCCAGACGACGGCAAAUUAAAAUCGGAAAUGAUGGUAAAGGACAACAGGCGGUACUACCUAGAUCUGAAAGAGAACUCUCGCGGUCGUUUCCUGCGGGUGAGUCACCCAGUGUCACAGACGAUAACUCGUGGUGGCCCGAGAACGCAGAUAGCCAUCCCCGCGCAGGGUAUGAUCGAGUUCCGUGACGCCCUCACGGACCUGCUUGAAGAAUUCGGCACCGACGAUGGCGGCUUCAAGGGCGACCUUCCCGAUGGUCGCUACAUGCGCGUCGACAAUAAAAAUUUCUACUUCGACAUCGGCCAGAACAACCGCGGCAUUUACAUGAGAAUCUCCGAGGUGAAAACCAACUUUAGGACAGCCAUAACCGUGCCGGAAAAGUCAUGGGCCAAAUUCCGUGAUGUGUUUUCCAACUAUUGCGACAAGAUGAAGGAGGGAGGAAGUGGCCUUGCCGGCGGUGCGAGCUCCAGUAUGAGUGGUAUUGGUGGCUCCUCCGGCGGCCUUGGCAACGACAACAAGGGCCAGGGGGUGGUGCAGGUCUCGUCGCCGUCCAGCUCCUCGAGCCAGCAGCAGCCUAAUCCCAAUCCGAACCUCGACUCUCCUCUGAUCAAGUGAAAAAGGCUUUAACUUAACUCGAACUUUGGAAAUUUACACCUGUAAUCGUUUACUCGAAUCGUUAUGCGUAUCUAAGAAAAAAAAAAGCUCGUGUUAGAAACUAAAUGAAUCAUCGAGAGAAAUAGAGCGAGAGAGUCAACAAACAUCAAUUUUUUCUUCUGCACCGUCGUCGUAGCCGUGAUUCUUCUGCAAAGCAGAAGCCGAGAGCCGCUAAAUGUGCGAAUGAGCAUAGACAAAAAAAAUUAUCUCAUUUUCUGCUAUCCUUAUAGAAUACGGUUACUAAAGCACCUUUGGAAGGACUUUGGCAACCGCGAUAAUCUUCCGGGAUCUUCGUCGAUUAUAUGAAAAGUUCUUAACGCGUGUGUUCAUGCAUCACUACUUCGACUCAUGUGUGUAUGUGUGUGUGUGUUUGCGCGUGUGUGGGCAUGAGUGCGUGUGGGUGUAUGUACAUGCGCGUCAGCUCUACAUAUGUGUGUGUGUGUAUAUAAAUAUUAUAUAAAUAUAUGAAAAUGACGACGAGGCAAGUUGUGGGAAAAGUUUUUUUUUUCGUCUAUGAAAUAUUGAUCUUUUAAAGAUACACUCGUGCGAUUGAAAAAUAAUUGUAUCUUAAUCCUAUAAGGAUAAGGAUUGCCAUCGAUCAUCGUUAAUAUUCUGUUUUCUCGCUGGGUUUGAUAGACACACAUUACACAUACGUUUCUGAAAACUUGGAUAAUAGAACAAUAACAACAUUACCAACUGCCGCGUUGACAACUGCGAUAAAAGUAUAGUUUAAUAACAUGUUUUUCUUUUGCUCUUUCAACAAACACUACGUCUUAUGUUGUUUGAUGCAUUUUGUCUGAUCAAGAGAUUCCUUGAGUGGAAAAUGGACAGUAGUAAAGUUUAAAUUACAAUUGAAUUUGAUCGUUUAGAUUUUAUGGAUAAAUAGUUGUUAUUGUAAUGAUUGCGUCGCCCUGGACAACCAUGUCUCGCAACAAGAGCUGCUUGCAAUGCUGUCGGAGUAGAGAACAAAUAAAAAAAUAAUUAACAAUUAUGAUGAAUUAAUAUUAACUAAUUGUUUUUAUUGUAAGAAAAAGAAAUUUAUUGUAAUAAUGGAGAGAAAAAAAAAUAAGAAAAGAGACGAGCCUCUGAGGAUUCUUGUGAGAGGUGCUCAUAAGCACUUUGAGGUGUGAAUGUCCUUGAUUUACUGACGGGUGACUGCUGGCUAAAGGAUGGCUCUCGUCCCUUUCCUAUAAGCGGUUGUUGAUCAACUGUGACACCUUACAUUCGUUCGCAAAUUUUCUCAAGAAAUUAAAACACAACGUUUCUAUCAAACAAUGAUUAUCACAUAGAAACAUGGGCUAGAUUUGACAAGAUGCCAGCCUGGUACGAAUCUAUAUAUUUACAUUAUAAGUACAACGUUAAUUAUGUUGCGACCCUCGUUGGACACUGCAGGCAGAAAUAAUCAUACACAAUCAUAGUUACAUAAAACAUACACACACACACACACACGUACGUUUACUGUAUAUAUAUAUAUAUUUUAAAAAUCGUAUAUAUCGUCUAUGUAUAUCGUAAGUAAGAGUACGUGAAAUACACCGCAACAAUGAAUUAAACAAUCCUCGUAAAAGAAAAUUCACAAUCCAAGAGUUACAAUAUAGUAUACAUAAAUACGUACACACACACAAUCAAACUCGAAAACAUACACCUCCUUACUUGCAGACACAUGUGAACAUUAUACUGAAGUUACGUUCUAACACAAUUACAUAUUAGGUAUGUAUUAAACAAAGGUAUAUUAGGUAUUUAUAUAGAAUCUAUAUAAACUAUAUGAUUGUAACGAAAUGCCUUCUGGCGGGACCCAGAAGAAUUGGCAUUCCAAAUUUUACAUAGGCGCGUAUGCUGUUGUUGCACCACGUGUGCAAGGGAAAAAAUAAAAUAAAAUAACGUGAUACUAAAAGUAACAACAAAUACUGAAAAAUCAUUAUUAUUUAAUACAAACGAAUACCUACUUGAAGAUUCAUUAUAAUCUUUGUCACAAUCAGUCCAGUGGAUUAUCAAUUUUGUUAUCGAGAGACUUGUGUAGAGCUAUAAAAAAACAUAGUGGCAAGUGAUAAGAGUCGCCGACUUGAGAAUGAUGAUGAUGAUGGUGUAUACUUAGGCUGUUGUAGCGUGCUGAAAUUCGGCAGACGCUUCUUCUGGGUCCCUUGUUUCGGACACAGGAAGAUUGAUGAUGGAAUCAAGGGAAUGCUUUAUUGUAAAGACCUCUUGUGUACGAAGAAUACUGUAAGUGCAUAAUACAUAAUGCAAAAGAGCGCGCGAGUGUGCGAUAAAACGAGGAAAAAAAAAAGAGAGAGAGAGAGAGAGAGAGAGGUUGUUAGAAAUAGUUUGGUGUUUCGUUUGCUGUUUGACAUCGUUGCAUGACGUUUGAUGGUCGGCCGUUGCUGAUGCGAACUGCGAUUUUUCGUCUAGAAGUGAAAUAAAAUAAAAAUAUAUUGGUGAACAACACAGGUUGUUUACUAUUAGUCGACCUAUGCUCGUGAUUGACAAUGGGAUAAUCAUUGCUGUUACUACGGUCACUGCUGAAUUAUAAUAAUAAUGAUAAAAAAAAAUAAUUAAAUAAAUAAACAAAAGGAUAUUAUAUAACAUCGUUUGCGAUGUUCUCGUGCAAAUGCGAUUGAAAUUUUCGAGUUUUUCAUUGAAUCUGGCAGAUGUUUCUAUGCACUAAAAUUGUGAGCAAUAGAAGCAAUAGCUAAUAUGAACUUUCAAAGAAACUCCAACUGAAAAAUACUUAAGUUACGAUUGACUUGUUAGUCCCUUUCGAUAAAUAUACACCCACGGAAAAUUUCUAUCAUUUUCGUACGAGAAUCGCCUCGAUACUGCGAUUAUUAAGGUUAUUAUUAUCAAUUACAUUGGUUAUUAUAUUAUCAUUGAUUAUUAAAAUGAUUAUUGCGAUACUAUUAUUAAUAUUAUUUUAAAAAUUAUCAUUACGAUUAUUAGUCUCGUUAUCAUACGUACAUAAUAGAUGUGACUUAAUCGAAAAAUCACAGCAAAAGCUUUGAUAGCAGCUGCUGAUAUUUCGCUAAUGUCUCUCACUUUGUAAUGCAAGAAACAUAUAUACUUUUUUUCAGAUUUAUAUUUUUAUCGUUUAUGUGAUCAUGAUACUCCUCGAUCGUUUGUUAAUUUUCUAUUUUAUUUUAUGAAAAAUGCAUGAUUAUUACAAUAAAUUUUAAAAAUGCGAUUAAAAAAAUUGUCACAAAAAUGUUUUUCAUUCUACAUACCGUAAUGCGUGAAUGCGCAUUCAAAUAAAA